Sander lucioperca (pikeperch) is the source of this 6020-nucleotide messenger RNA. RefSeq names its product protein kinase C beta type. Bases 254 to 2275 code for a protein of 673 amino acids. NCBI's taxonomy places the organism in Eukaryota, Metazoa, Chordata, Actinopteri, Perciformes, Percidae. The record is from RefSeq and is a predicted model, not a curated record. The transcript is spliced from 17 exons. Gene Ontology annotation, biological process: protein phosphorylation. Gene Ontology annotation, molecular function: diacylglycerol-dependent serine/threonine kinase activity; ATP binding; zinc ion binding.
UGAGCUCAGAAGAAAAGGAGGAAGCGGAGAGAGAGCAGCGCAGCGGCAGCUCGUCUACUCUGAAAGACAAGAUAACAAAAACCCAAACAAACCGAAAGCUAACUAUCAGCUGAUCGCAACACCGACCGUUUUAAAUCCUCUGCUCGGAACAACGCGCGAGAAGCGACUUUUGCAACCCCAGAGACGCCAACAACUUGCGUUGGUUAGUUAAAGUAAAAAAAAAAAUAAAGACAGUUGCACAGAUAGUCGGAGAAUGGCAGACUCUGCGGCGGCCAACAGCGACGGGGAGGACGGACCCCGCGAGCCCAUGCGGGGCUUCGCGCGCCAGGGAGCCCUCCGUCAGAAGAACGUGCACGAGGUGAAGGACCACAAAUUCAUCGCGCGCUUCUUCAAGCAGCCCACCUUCUGCAGCCACUGCACCGACUUCAUCUGGGGUUUUGGCAAGCAGGGAUUCCAGUGUCAAGUGUGUUGUUUCGUGGUUCACAAGCGUUGCCAUGAGUUCGUCACUUUCUCCUGUCCAGGUGCUGAUAAAGGACCUGCAUCAGAUGACCCGAGGGCAAAGCAUAAGUUUAAGAUCCACACCUACUCCAGCCCGACCUUCUGCGACCACUGUGGCUCUCUGCUCUACGGCCUCAUACACCAGGGCAUGAGAUGUGACCACUGUAUGAUGAACAUCCACAAGCGUUGUGUGGCCAAUGUGCCGAGCCUGUGUGGGACAGACCACACUGAGAGGAGAGGUCGCCUCCAGAUCACCGCUGAGGUCAAGACUAAUGUACUCACUGUUACCAUUGGAGAGGGCAGGAAUCUGGUUCCUAUGGACCCCAACGGUCUGUCAGACCCCUACGUGAAGCUUAAACUGAUCCCAGAUCCCCGCAGUGAGAGUAAACAGAAGACCAAGACCAUAAAGUGCUGCCUCAACCCCACCUGGAAUGAGACAUUUAAAUUCCACCUGAAGGAGUACGAUAAGGACCGCCGUCUGUCAGUGGAGAUUUGGGAUUGGGACCUGACCAGCCGCAACGACUUCAUGGGAUCACUGUCCUUCGGCAUCUCGGAGCUCCAGAAACAAGGAGUGGAUGGAUGGUUUAAGCUGCUCUCCCAGGAGGAAGGCGAGUACUUCAAUGUUCCCGUUGCUCCAGAGGGGGAGGAGGGCAAUGAGGAGCUACGGCAGAAGUUUGAGAGAGCUAAGAUUGGACCAGACAAGAACAAAGAAGGCAAGGCGGCCAAUGCUGCAUCCCGGUUCGACUCCAAUGGCAACCAAGAUCGCAUGAAGCUGGCUGAUUUUAACUUCCUGAUGGUGCUGGGCAAGGGCAGCUUCGGCAAGGUAAUGCUGGCAGAGCGUAAAACGACAGAGGAGCUGUAUGCUAUAAAGAUCCUGAAGAAGGACGUUGUGAUCCAGGAUGAUGACGUGGAAUGCACUAUGGUGGAGAAGAGAGUGUUAGCGUUGGCUGGAAAGCCCCCGUUCUUAACACAGCUGCACUCCACUUUCCAGAGCAUGGACCGUUUGUAUUUUGUCAUGGAGUACAUAAACGGAGGAGAUCUCAUGUAUCAGAUUCAGCAGGUCGGCAAGUUCAAAGAGCCCCAUGCUGUAUUCUAUGCUGCGGAGAUAGCCAUUGGUCUGUUCUUCCUACAUCUAAAGGGCAUCAUCUACAGAGACCUGAAGCUGGACAAUGUGAUGCUGGACUGUGAGGGUCACAUUAAGAUAGCAGAUUUUGGCAUGUGUAAAGAAAAUAUGACUGAUGGAGUCACUACCAAGACCUUCUGUGGAACACCAGACUACAUAGCUCCUGAGAUCAUAGCCUACCAACCUUAUGGAAGAUCUGUGGACUGGUGGGCCUUUGGAGUAUUGCUCUAUGAGAUGCUGGCUGGGCAGCCUCCAUUUGACGGUGAAGAUGAGGAUGAGUUAUUUCAGUCCAUUAUGGAGCAUCACGUCUCCUAUCCCAAGUCAAUGUCCAAGGAGGCUGUCGCUAUCUGUAAAGGGCUGAUGACGAAGCAUCCAGCGAAACGACUGGGCUGUGGUCCGGAGGGGGAGAGAGACAUCAGGGACCACAGCUUCUUCCGCUACAUGGACUGGGAGAAACUGGAGAACAAGGAAGUGCAGCCGCCAUUCAAACCUAGAGCUAGAAACCGUCGGGACACCUGUAAUUUUGACAAGGAGUUCACCAAGAUGCCGGUGGACCUGACGCCGACAGACAAGCUCGUCAUCAUGAACCUGGACCAGGACGACUUCCUUGGCUUCACCUACACUAACCCUGAAUAUGUGGCUCCUGGAAAUUAACACACACUAGCCACACUGAUGGACUGGUAGAAAAGAUUUUUCAGAGCAGAUAGGAGGGCAAACUAGCACUAAAAGUCUACUUAUUUUGUUCAGUAAGUUCAGUAAAUGUUUGCAUUUCUUUUAGGCCAAUAGGGGUUUGUCCAAUACUUCAGCACAAGAACGGUAUCACAACAUCAAAUUUGCACAAAAACCUGGAUACCAAAGAUUUGAAGUAUUGUGUCAAAAAUGACCCUCUGUGUCAAAUGUGCUUUUUAUACAGGACAAUAUACAUGCUAGAUUUAUGGAAAAAUAUAAAUUCAAAAAGACCACAAUUGAUUAUUUAUUUAUUAUAUUAUUAUGUACACAACGCAUUACAGUGAUAUGGCAGCCCAGCUCUUGCUUGCCGGCUGAACAAGAACUCCCUUUUCUUAAUUUUAUGCCAGAAUUAUAUAUAUACAUGUAUUUUCUUCUCUGUUUAUGGCAUUAGUCAGCUCAAAUCUACACCAAACCUAAACUAUUUUCACUUUUCCUAAUUAAAGUAUUGUGAUAUGUUCUCUAGUGUUGCUCCACACGUUUAACUUCAUCAUUGUGUCAUCUCAAACCAAACCAUGCAAGGCGAGUAACUAAUCACUGAAAUGUUAAACAAAUCUGAAUGGAUACAAGCAGCAGUGUCAGUCUAUGGGGUGUGGUUUGCCUGGUGCAGUUAAAAUGACUGUGUGAGUAAUGUUGAAAGAAGCUAUGUCUUUUAAACAUGGCACAGUCAUUCCCAUCCUAAUUUUGAGUUUUGAGUCCCCUGUCCACACAUUGAUAAAUGUAGACAUAGAGAGAUGGGACCAAACAAACAGGAAAUAUACCUUGGUUGUUUCUAGUGAAUGUUUUGUUGCCAUUAAAUGAUGUUAUCCUUUUUAUAUAUUUGAUCUUGUUACUACCCUCAUCACUCAUAUUUAAGAGUAAUAAUGAUACAUUUCUGAAGUCCUAAAACGGCAUCCACAUCUGCAUCCACAGUGUCAGCAGUAUCUUCUGCAGCCAUUUUCCUAGAAGUACACAGGCUUUGCCUCCACUGAUAGCUAACUUAGAAUGCACCGUGAGUAGAGCUGCUGUGUAUCAGUUCAAUUUGUGUGUCUUGACCAUUGUUGCCUGUUUUAACCAGCCUGUGCACUGUCAUGGUUUGCACUGUGCAAGUGCUGACACACACUCUGACUGAGCGUCUCACACUGGGCCAUCAGAGAGAAAUAUGCCUAAUGAGCAAACUUCACAGCCUGUCAAAUCUUUUCGUCCUUCUUGUCCUCCUUUUUCUUCUUUUGGCUCUUGCCUUCUCCUUUCUCCCUUCCCCCAUUCCCCACGUUCUCUCUCCUUUAUAUUUAUUUUUGUUUUGGCUCUAAUCCGUACUUCUGACAAGGCCUCACUGGGAGCCUAAUAUGACGUGGUGUCACAGGGUCGGCGAUGCGGCAGUCACUAGUGGAGCAUGCACACAUACACACACACAGGCAGAUACACACAGAGAAUGAGAAGCCGCUUUCACAACCCCCAAGUGAGCGAUUUCACAAACAGCAAUAAUAACAAGAGCAAUGCUGUUUUUCUCAAUUCUUUAUUUUGCACUUCCUUCCUUCUCACCCAUGUGUGUAUGUUUGUAUUAGUGCUGUGUUUUGCGUGCAUAAACAUAUGUAUGAACAUUUUUGUGUGUGCGUGGUUUAUAAGGCUUCAUUGGAUAAAGCCAAUUAUUUCAAAUUCAGCAAAUCUGCCUUCCAGCUUCAAACCACAUUACAUCCCUAUACUGUACACACACACACACACACACACACACACACACACACACACACACACACACACACACAUACACACAUACACAAGCGUAACAAGGCGGACAAUGACUGUGAAAUGUUCGCUCCUGGAGGCACACAAGACAUAUACUGUAGGUCCAUUACACAGGCCUAGAAUGUUUCCCCUUCUCUAAACAGCACAACAGUACCGUCAUGUAUAGCCUACUAUAAGUACAUAUGCAUAUAUUGUACAUAUUUAUAUAUAACCAUAGACAAACACACAGGAUCCUUCCAAACUCACUGGAUCUGACUCUGCAGUCCUGUUCUUUUGUUUAGAUGUUGUAUAAUGUUAAAUAUAAAAGAAUAAUUUGUGUUUCGGCCUCUCUCAAGCGUAGAGCUGUGUAUUGCUCAGGUCAAGGGUGUUAAUAUCUCCUAAUGUUAAUCACGCCUACUCUUAACAUCUGCUGUUGGGAGUCGUAGACCCUGAAGCCUUUAAUAGCACUCGACAGCUGUAUCUACCUGUGUGUGUGUGUGUGUGUGUGUGUGUGUGUGUGUGUGUGUGUGUGUGUGCGUGCGUGCGUGCGUGCGUGCGUGUGUAACUGUGCAUGCAUGUAAUUCAGUAUGUUAAGAACUGUACAAUUUAAUAUACAAUAAGUAUUCAAAUCUUAUUAGAAAUCUCUCUUUUUGGCAAAGACUGAAGCUAAAAGCAGACCUGAGGGAGCCAACAUGAAAUGAGAACUACCGCACAUCUACAGUAACACAUAUAUAAACUCCUCAUGACACUCCGUUCUCAGUGUUUUAAGAACCCAAUCAUCAGUUCUGGUUAUGUUAUGGUGUUGAAAAUCCCACAUCAGGACUAUAAGGAAUUAUACUAUGCAUGCAUGUGAUGAUCUCUCUCUCUCUCUCUCUCUCUCUCUUUCAUAUCGUGUACCACAUGAUAUGGAUGUAUCCUAUAUUAAGUGUUGAUUGAUAGACUGGUGUGUGAUAAUUACUUUAUUAGACAAUAGGGUUUAAUUUAUGAUAAAAGUAUGUCUCAUGCCAUUGUUACCUAUUUAUGAAAUAUUAUACAAUGUUCAUGUUCUGCUUCAUUUGUACAUAUAUACAUAUUUUUCAAGUCUUUAGAGGUAAGAGUUUUCCAUUUCCAUAAUUACAUUUAUACACAGAGACGUUUAUGUGUUUAGUGGUAAAAAAAAAAUAUAUAUAUAUAUAUAUAUAUAUAUGAGUUGCAAUAGAAAACAAAAAACUUUCUGAGGACUAAAAUAUAAUGACAUUUUACAUCAAAAAAUACCUGUUUAACCUUCUAGCCACCCACUCAUACAAUGUCAUAGUUUAUGCAGGGGGAACAGUAAUGGCCUAAACGUGUGCCAACUCAUUCUCUUUUCUUUACUCCUUUUUUUCUUUCCGACCUUUUCUUUGAUCACGCCUUUCCAUCUGUCAUUUUAUUUUUUCUUCUGACCUUUCCCUCUCCUUCUUCCUCUCCCACUCAGCUUCCUCAUUGUCUUUUCUUACCUCAUUUUCUUUUCUCUUGACCUUUAUCUCUCUCUAUAGGCUUUUUUCUUCUUGGCUCACCCUCUCCACCAUUUUCCUCUCCUCUCUUCUCUUCAAGAUCCAUUUCCCGCUUGUUUUCAUUUUCUUACUUCCCUCUUUCUUGUCUCCAAUCCGGUCUUUAUCAGUAUCCUCUCAUUAUCCCUGAUUUGUCCCAUACAGCUUCCCUUUAUAUAUUCUCCCUUUUUCUCUUGCAGUCUGUAGCCUUGCCAAGGCUACUUGACAUUACACUUGAAAUCUGAUGAGUUAUUAGUACAAUUUAAAUUUGAUGCUUGCCUCAUGAACUUAUUUCUGCUUUGAUUUCAGCCGGGCUUACGUGCUAAACAACAAAUAGCCUAGUUUAACAAUAACCUGAAGAUAAUUGCAAAAAGAGUAAGAAUGUGUUUUGUGAGAUAGUUUACAAUAAGAAAAUGUGUAUUGUGGUGUUUUCGAUUGUAGAAUAAUAAAUCAUGUUGAAAGAU